AAUGCUGACGAGGAUGAUUUUCGGGGUUUCUGAGCGACAGCAUGUGAGCUCGAAUUCGAAGCACCGUUCCGUCGACGAGGCAUUGCAUUGCACGAAGUGCUGAAGGCGAAGUGAUUGCUCUGGAGAUGCACCGAAAUCUCGUAGCGAGUGAAGAGUCCACUUGGGAGGAUUCGGUAUGUGUGGGUUUGGCCAUCCAGGGCGGUGAGAUCAGAUAUUCAUGAGACAACAAUUUGGGUGCUGCGACACAAUUGGGUAUGUGCCUACUACACACCCUAGUGCUUUACGAGCCAGACGAUGGUGUCCUCAAUUCAGCACAAGUGCCCCAUCCCCAACAAGUUGAUGCCAUAUGGUCCCCACCUGCGAAUCCGACGCGGGGUCCAAAUUUUGUCGCCCAGGUGUGAAUCGUGCACGCAAACCCGAAAUUUCUGGAAUAGUGCAAUCUCCAUCAGUCCAGCAAUGCCAUCGUUUCUACACCGACACGUGCAUGAAUCUCACACACGAGAGAAUCGUCAACGUUUUUUUUUACCCAUGUUCAAAUUUUGCGACAACUCGUAGUAAAAUUGUUCCAAUGGAGAGUCCCAUGUAGGGACUUAAGAUGUGCGGAGGCGAUUGCAGCAUGUAUGGGAAGGAUUUCCCCGUUGGUGCAGAUCUAAAGGUUCACGCGGACAUCGAUGUCAAAUCGAGGUGAGAGUGAGAACAUGGAACGCAGCGUUCUCGCAGGAUGGAGAAGGAUGGAGAAGGAUGGAGAGGGAUGGAUUCGUCGAGCUAUUUUCGGAAGGAUGGUGUGGACAGCCGGAAGGCUUCUCUUAUUCGUUGCAUUGACUAGCCCGGCACGUCACUGGAUGAACCACCGCCACUUGAGGAGGAACGAGGUGGGAACGAGGCUCCUGCUUGUCUCCUUCCUCAGGUGCCUGCCGCUCCAGGAUUUGGUAGGGAAUUCGUCGUCGUUGGUUCUUUUUUUUUCGAGAUUCUGGGACACUGCUCCCGAGCGCGGCAGGAGCUACCACUAUUGCAGGUGGAUCGAAAACUUCGUGAGUUGGAACAAUCCGCCGCCUGAGACGAGAAGAGAUGCUGCGUGUCUGGAGAACUCAUAGGCGUCGCGGUCAUCCUGAGAAUUCUCGAGGAGCAAGUUCUUUGCCCAGAGGCUAGAUGCGACAAGGAUGCGAGUGUCGAUUGGUUUAAUUGGACUGGGUUGUAGUGAGUACCUGGAAAUAAGUGGUGGAGGUUCUCUCAGACAUGCGGGGAGCACGUAGUCUCCUGCACUAUUUAUUACUUGAUACACCAGUUCCGAACUUUUUUUGCCUGGUGAAAGUGCUUGUGGAGUGUGUGAUGCUGGCAGCGACCCUAGCGUUGAAGAGUGGCACAAGCUUGUAUUCUUCAAUUAGUGUUUUGAUCUAGACUUGGAUUGGGUGUUCACGGAUGUCAUGUACAAAUUUGUCGCGUUUUUCAGGGGUGGAGAGCAUACUCCUGACAAGUUUGGUCCUUGUGAUUGACCAGCCCGUUCGUGAAAUUGUAGAACGGGAAACACUCGCGUUCAGUCAAAGAUCUUUAUUACAAAGACGAGGUUUCUAUUACACGAGAGUUAGUGUACAGUUUUUGCCUUAUUCAGUCGGGGAGAAGGUUGGGAGCCUUCAUCGGUUUUCACAUCUGGUAAGCUGAGUGUAUUUCGCACACAAAGGACGCGAUUCAUUUACAGCUUAUGGAUUAUCAAAGAUACACGUGACUGAUCACGGGAUCCGUGAGCUUGCGGUUUUUGGUCGCAAUAUUCUGAAUCUCUACACCGGUGAGGUUCGGUCGAAGCCGUGUUUUUGUGACUUGCUCCAGUAACUAGUUACUCUAUCCAUGCUCCGCCUAAAAUCACACAUUCUGCAGUCUAUAAGCAAUCCAUCGAUUCUGUUGUCUCUCUUUUUAGUGGAUCCAACACACAAUGUUCUUGCAAACAGUAGUUGUUGCACAGCACGAUUCCAUAUUGCCCCUACAGAUACUCGAACUGUGAUCGCAGGUUUUCGUUUCUGUUUCCAUUUUAAAUCUGGCGCAACCGAUGCUGACAAUCUUGCCGCCUAGCGCACAUUGGGAUCUGGACUUCCUGGUCGGUGACUGUAUUAAGACAAAUCGUUACAAUCUGGGCGUGUGUCAUGCGUGGUCGACAUUCACAUUGUGUUUUAGGACUCUGGUCCAUGACUCAUAGAUGAGCAGCGAAGCUUAAAGCUCUCCAAGCGGAUCACUCCACCAUCCUUUCUGUGCUAGUUUAUGCUAUCUUCUUGAAGAGUGAGGCUGUUAUGUGCGAAGAUGACAUAUAUGUAGCGGUCGGUGCAGGAUCACAAUUCAGCAUUUCUAGAAGCUUAGCGCUUGUGUAUUUUUACACACACCUUGAAGUUGUACACAUGUCUGCCUCGAUUUGAAAUCUAAAGCUGCGGACGAGGCAUGGUUACUGUUCCACGUUAAUCUUCCACAAUUGGAGUCGUUUCCGAGAAGAUGAAUCCCUAUUCUGCAGCUUCCUGCAAAUGUAUUCUUAUUCAACAACAAUCCCCCCACCUUUGCCAAGACAACUUGGUUAUUUUACCACCAGCAUCUGUGAAGUUUGAAGCUCGAGAUUGGGCACUGUUGAUAGUGUAGACAGGAUAGUCGACAUCAGUCAAUUUUCAUGGCUGAACUGAUGUGGAGGGCAUGGCUCAUCGGUUCUUAUGGGGUCUUCUGUUACGUUCUGCUUCUCGAAGCAUGGCUGGUAAAUGGUCUUAGGCAGAACGAUGCAGACAAAUUGCAAUACCGUGGAAGGUAUCUUAUGCAAGCGGGACCUAUUCCGACACCAUUAACGAUACCACUUCCUCCACCCCCUCCUUCUGAACCACCAACCUCACUUUCAGAACAGCGUUCUCCUCCUCCAUCCGAAACCUCGCUUCCUCCUGCCAUUACCUCCCAUUCACCACUAGCUCCUCCUCUAGAAACAAUCCCACCCCCUGUUUCUCCCCCCCCUAGUUCUGUGGAACCCCCUCCAAGUCCUCCGAAAGAAUCUCUUCCUCCAGUUGUAGGACCCGAGCUUCCUGCACAAACUCCUACCGAAUCCCCUCCUCCACCUUCUAUUACUCUCUCUCCUCCAUCUCCAGCUCACUCUGAUGUCCCGCCUCCGUCUGUGCCCCCUCUUACACCAGACUCUCCACCCCCUCCUGCUGUAGAUGCUGUCCCACCAUCCAUCCCAGACUCCCCUCCUCCUCUGCUCGAAGCGCCUCCGCCACCUCCAAUUUCUCUACCUCCUCUAUCUCCAACUCCCUCUGUUACUGCUACACCUGAUGUGCCUGCUCCAUCUACGCUUCCACCCACAUCAGACUCUCCACCACCUCCUGCUGAAGGUGCAGCUUCACCAUCAAUUCCAGACUCCCCUCCUCCACCUCUGAUUAUCAUACCACCUCCAUCUCCAGCUCCCACUGCUACUGCUACACCUGAUGUUCCUCCUCCAUCUACCCCUCCUCCCACAUUAGACUCUCCACCACCUCCUGUUGAAGGUGCCGCUCCACCAUCAAUUCUGGACUCUCCUCCUCCUCAGAUUGAAUCCCCUCCUCCACCCCCGAUUACCAUAUCUCCUCCGUCUACGCCUCCCCCCACUUCAGACUCUCCACCACCUCCUGAUGUAGGUGCCGUUCCACCAUCAAUUCCAGACACCCCACCUCCUGCAAGUAACCCUCCCCCUUUGUCAAUACCAAACGCUCCACCCCCCUCAUUAGAGGUUCCCUCGCCCCCUUCUCUAGGUGCUCCGCCUCCAACUACUCCAGAUUCUCCUCCUCCGCCCAAUGUUCUGCCUCCGACUACCCCAGAUUCUCCUCCUCCACCCAAUGCCUCGCCUCCGACUACCCCAGAUUCUCCUCCUCCACCCAAUGCUUCGCCUCCGACUACCCCAGAUUCUCCUCCUCCACCCAAUGCUUCGCCUCCAACUACCCCAGAUUCUCCUCCUCCACCCAAUGUACCGCCUCCAACUACACCAGAUUCUCCACCACCAUCGAUUUCCCCACCUCCCACUUUGACUCCUCCUAGCAUUCCAGUAGAUCCUCCGUCUUCGCAACCUCCCGCAGUCAGUCCUCCCCCUCCUGUGUCUAUUCCACCAUCUGAACCUCCCACAAACUCACCCUCACCGCCAGCACCAAUUCCUUUCGCUCCAAACCCUAGUCCUACCACCUCACCCUCUCCACCAAGUACGGUGUUCCCUCCUCCUUCUCCUUCUCCCCCCUCUCCACCCCCCUCGUCUCCUGAUUCGCCUCCUUCUCCUAUUCCUCCUAAUUCUUCACCCCCUGAUGCUUCACCACCCCCACCUCGUUCGCCUAGUCCUCCUGAUGUUGUCUCUCCACCGUCAGAGGUUCCUCAACCAGCUGCUCCUCCCAGUACUCAAUUAUCUCCACCGGCAGCACGUUCACCUACAACUGUGUCGCCUCCUCUACCUUCCACACAACCCCCGCCUCCUAGGGAUCACUUGUCACCACCAGCUGGAGCACCACCUCCGAACUCAAUUCUUGCACCACCUCCGCCCUCUAUUUUUGCGCCACCUCCAUAUGCACUUGCCCCUGGCCCGGGAGUACAGGGAUGCUGCGCUCCCAAUAUGAUGCUUCAACCUGGAUCUCUGGGAACUAUCCAAUGUCGAUGCGUGUAUCCUGUCACUGUGAAGCUGCAAUUCAUCAACGCCUCGAGCGAUACCCCGAAUUUGCAAGAAAUUUUUCAAUACGAGUUAGCAUCACAGCUUAAACUCCUUGACGUGCAAGUUUUUGUAAACUAUUUCAAGUUCGGUGAGAAUUCGAGCUUUUCUGUGAAGGCUGGAAAAGUGGAUGGUCCAAUGAACGUUGAAUCUGAUAUUGGGCCAAUAUCAGGCAUCAGCUUUUCAGUUGCUGAAAUUUCGAGAAUCAAUCAAACGAUUUGGUCGGGGAAAGUGAAGUUCAAUGAAACUUACUUCGGGGAUUACUCGGUGAUCAGUGUAACCCCCGAGUUUAUCCCCCCAACUAUUCCGGUGGCUCCUCCUCCUGUGAUAACCUCGCAGCCCUCUCACGAAAUUGCGCCUACUCCCUCUAAAAGUUCGUCAACUGCAUUGUAUGCGGGCAUAGGAAGUGGUGUAGGGGCAGUGCUCUUGUGUCUUGUUAUAGCCUUCUGCAUUUGGAACUCCCUCCAUUCGAGAAAACGAAACGAAGAGAACGAUACUGUAAGCAGCAGCAAAGUGAGUGCAUUGCAGUCGCAUCAGCUUGCGGGUGCGCUCCCUUCGAGGUGGGUGCCUGUAGACAGCAAGUCCUUUCCCAGACCAAAACAGACUCGUGAAUUCACCUAUGAAGAAUUAAGUGAGGCAACAAAUGGCUUCGCGCCGUCGGCCUUCAUCGGUGAAGGCGGAUUUGGUAAAGUUUAUAAAGGCAUCUUGAGAGAUGGCACGGAGGUGGCAAUCAAGAAGCUCACUACAGGCGGGCACCAGGGUGAUCGAGAGUUUUUAGUGGAGGUUGAGAUGUUGAGCCGGUUGCACCAUCGGAACUUGGUCAAGCUUUUAGGGUAUUUCUGUUGUCGGGAACCACUAGUGCAGCUUUUAUGUUACGAGCUCAUUCCCAACGGAAGCGUGGACUCGUGGCUGCACGGCACUCUAUGUGCAACUUUCGGACCCCUGGACUGGCCUACACGCAUGAAGAUAGCUAUCGGGUCAGCGCGCGGGUUGCAAUACUUGCAUGAGGACUCUCAGCCCUGCGUAAUCCAUCGGGACUUCAAGGCGUCCAAUAUUCUGCUGCAGAACAAUUUCCAUGCCAAGGUGGCGGACUUUGGUCUUGCAAGGUUAGCUCCUGAAGGACAAGGGAACUACGUUUCAACGCGUGUAAUGGGCACCUUCGGCUAUGUGGCACCUGAGUACGCUAUGACGGGCCACUUGUUGGUGAAGAGCGAUGUGUACAGCUACGGAGUCGUGCUUCUUGAGCUUCUUUCUGGACGUAGACCAAUCGAUCACGCACAAGAAGCUUUUGAGAAUAUUACAGCUUGGGCGCGACCACUGCUCACUGAUAGCAACCGCAUCCACGAACUAGCGGACCCGCUUCUCGAUGGCAAGUACCCGACCGAAGACUUUGAGCAGGUGGCCGCGUUGGCAAAGUCGUGCAUCGAGCCGGAGUGGCGGGCGCGACCCACCAUGGGCGAGGUUGUCGCUAGCUUGAACCAAAUCUGCUGGUCGGGGGAGUACAACACGAGCAGCGACGUGGAGAGAGCAAGUAGCGAGCACGAGACUGGUAAUCUACAAAGCGUUGGCUUACCACGCAUCUCGAACUCAACCUCGACAAGCUCAAAUAGCUCCUCUGCCUUCUCAAUGCCAUGGCCUGGAGAUCGCCGACCUCCCUUUUCUUCAUACGCCGCCGGCAUCGGCCCUUCUGCUUUCACUCCAAACUCCAGCAACCAAUUCACGAGCGUCAGUGGGCUUGUCGACGACUCUUUUUCAAAGACCAACAUUGUUUCGGAGGAUUUGCAAGAGGGCAGGUAAUUUCGCUGCAGGCAGUCUCCACAUCGCUGGACGACCUCGGAGUUAACCCCAUGGUCUACUAUCUGUCGCAAGUUUUGUGGCUGGCCUGGGCUGCCAAGAGGCUGCCUUCUACGAAACCCAUGUAGACAUGAUUGAUCGACCGAUCUUAAUGAGGAAGAGUGAGGGGUCAAUUUCGCUUGGGUUCAGGACACUGAGCUGCUCAGUGCACUCGGAAGCUGUGCAAUGCGAUGCCUGCUCGAUGACUGAACGUUUAACUCACUGCGGAUGAAGCUUUGUCACGGCACUCGGAACCAGUAAAUGGUAGUGUUUUCAAAGUGGAUGCGCCAUCUGGAAUUUUCCCCUCUUUUUUCCUUUUUCUGGUUUUUUUCUUUUUUUUCUAACUCCUAAAAGAGGAGUAAGAUUGUAGCCAAUGAAGUUCGAGAAAGGUGCAUUACCUUCUGCAAGAUGCUGUGUAACGCCAUUUUCUUGCUGGUCCACAUUUGGGAUUGCAAUUUGGGCGUUGGAGCAUCCCUUCAGCAUUGUUUCAUCACUGAUAUUUUUGUAUCAAUCUUCAGUAUUAUUGACAAAGAAAAAUUUUAUUUACUACAGCUUAAA
Messenger RNA from Physcomitrium patens, 7069 nucleotides. The record is from RefSeq and is a predicted model, not a curated record. Lineage: Eukaryota; Viridiplantae; Streptophyta; Bryopsida; Funariales; Funariaceae.